UGAUCCCUGGGAGAGUUGGUUUAAGGGAAGAGCUGCUACAUUGACUUCAAUAGCACUCAAGAGAACAGACAGGUUCUUCCUUUGGGGUGGGGAGGUAGUCGUCUCUUCCUGAAAAGGAAGCAAGGAAACAAAUAGCUAAUAUACAGAUAUAGAGAGAUUUUAAAGUAAAGGAUGCACUGGAAGACUUUGCUACUGCUGCUUUUCUAUUAUAAUGCUCACGCCACUGUGAGCCCGAGGUGGAACAGAGCCAUGCUUUUCCCAGAUGCUCAGCGGUUUAAGAGAUGGUCGUCAUCUGCCCCCAUGAGCCCGGUGCUGCAGAACUCGCUGGAUGAUGUGAACAUGCUUUUUGAGUUUCUUUUAGCUGAGAUUGAAAUUGACAGAAAUCUGAGGAUCUCCAUAAAAGAUGAGGAGCUGGCUUCGCUGAGGAAGGCCAAAGAAUUUGACACUGUCUGCAAUGACAUUAUCCCCAAGAGCAUCACAGAGAUUCGUCGGCUGAGUGCCAGGCUGUCUGACUACCCGAGGGUCCUAAAGAAAGAAGAUUUUGAAAGGACAGUGUUGACCAUGGUCUACACAGCCUACAGGGCAGCUCGAUCUCGGAUGCACCAGAAAGACUCUUGGGCCAAAUCCUUCAUCAGUCUCUACAAGGCCCUGAAACAGGACUUGAUGUUCUCAUACAGCAAAAAGCCAUUGCAUUGAAGGAGUUUAUACACCAAGAAUGCAACAAGCUCUGCUGAGAAGGGGACACAUAGCACGUCCACCACUUUAUUCUGUAAACAAUUUAAGUCUACGCGUAGAUAAGGAUUCUUUAUUCUCUAGCUCCCCCUAGUGGGAUCCUGUCAUAGAAACACGUUAAACAGGAAAAACAUCUUGUAUGCUUCAGUCCCUGGCAUCCAUUCUCAUGUGGGCAAAGAAGAAUGUUUUAUUACUGAGGUAGAAGGGAAUAUUUAUAUUAUAUAUACAUAUUUAAAGUUAUUCCCAAAGGAUGAAGGAAGGGCACGUUCAUCUGGGAAGUUUGGGAGGAAGUUUUAGAAACCCGUUUCCUGUUUUGGAAAGUAGUAAAUAUUUUGAAGUUGCAUUAAACAAGUCCAUCCCUGUUGUAAUAUCAACAAAGUUGAUGGCUUUAUGUCUGGGAUGAUUUGGGCUUGUUCUGUCUUGGGGGUGAAGGGAAGUAUGCUCUGGUAACUAGUUUGCAAAGCAAACUCAGAAGGAGAAUGUGCUGGGGAAUGCUACCUUCCUGGCUAGAAAAAAAGAUGAUAGUUUUUCUGCCACCUAAUGGGGUGUAAAGAGAGAGCGAGAGAGAUACAGGCCCACUAUAAAAUGAAGAAGAGUCAUGGCAAUUAGAGCUUGGAGGCUAUGGCAAGAGUAAAAUCAUCAAUAUUCUUAUAAAUCAAACUGGCUGACUCGCUUCCCAAGUAUUGGCAACCUAUUUUGAUCUCUUGUUCACAUACAUUGUGUUGAGCCAGUUUUUAUUUACAAGAAUGUUUGUUUGUGGAAGGACACAUAGCUAUUUGUGUGUGCAUUCUCCCCAGAAGAGCUCUCACAGCCAGUCUAUAAAGGUCCUUCCAUUAUUUGCACAUGGCUCUGAGCCUGCAACUAUCUGUCCAUGUGGAGUCAACUGCAGGAUCAGAGCCUAAAUUAAUUUAACAAUUGCACAUUUUUCAGCUUGUCCCUAUAACUCAAAGUCUCUGAACCAGGCUCCUGGUUCGGAACAUCCCUGAACUUUGUGAAGGGUGUAAAAAAUCAAGACUUUUAUGGAUAAUUCAUGGACAGAGGAAAGGUAUUCAUCAGAUAAAUUAUUUGCAAUGAACAGGUCAACCUGUUCUAGUGACAAUGUCCUAAGAUUUAAAACAGGUUAUACUAAUGCUGUUUAUCUACCUAUGUCCGAUAUUUUUAGCAUGUCCCACUAUAGUAUCUGAGCACUUCUGAAAAGCUGUUUCCCCUUCAAUAUUUGAACCUGUGCUCUCUCUCACUGACUCUCACACACUACACUCAGUCUUUCUCUCUCUAAUCAUCCACUUUACUUCAUUGUCUAAAGUGUAUAAAUAGAGACAGGCCCAAACCAAAACCGGCAAGGGAAAUAGUUUGGAUUUUAAGGGCCAGACUCUGAGCCCCACGCUUCUCCUUUUGCAUCACUCAGGUAGUACAAAAAGAGCAGAAAUCGCCUGCAAGUCCCUUAUUGUGGGGAUAUUCCACUAGGUGGGUGAUUUCCCAGUAAAUGUGGAGCCAGCAAAGCCACCUCCUACACUUCCCUCUCUCCAGCUUGCAGUCAAGGGCAAGCAGGGGGAGUUAUCAGAGCCCAGUCCUCAGCUGGUGUUUGACCAUUGCCUGCUGGUGCUCUUUAGAGUUUUCCAAAGUUAUAAACAACUGAAAAUAGGGUUUUAUAAUGGCAAGUCUGAGGCAUCUUUAACAACAGGUGUAGCUAAUUGUGUCCGUGUGUGAAAGAGUAUUCAUACUCAAAAACACCAUGUUGUGCAUCCUUUAAAACUAGCCUACACUUAACACAUCUAACAGAAACGUUCCAAAUGAAAAGCAAUACAUACCUUCCAUUCCUGCGCCCGGAGCAACACAACUCAUUGCUAGCCAAACUGCCAUAUGAUCUAAUCUUUAUUAAUUAACGCUUCCCCGAAAAGGACGGCAGUCUUCCAGAAUGCCCUUUCCCAAACUCCCACCACCACAAGCAGGCCAGCAGAUGUCCCACAUGUACUGUCUCUUCUGCACUGUUCUGGGAAACCACCCUCAGAUAUUUCACAAUCUUGCAGAUUACUCUGUUUUUCCAGAGCAGCAUGGAAUGGGAGUAGAGGGGAGUGCCCAUAUAUGCCUUUUUUCAGAGUAGCAGCCGUGUUAGUCUGUAUCCGCAAAAAGAAGAAUAUAUAUGCCUUAUUUCUUAAAAGCAAACGCGAACCAUCUGUUUUUUUCCUUUUUAAAAUUACCCUGUCAUUAUAAUUAAUUUGCUCACAGAGGGUAAUUACCAUGAGCGUUCACCCUGCUUUUACUCUGUACUACUAUUCCAUUCCCUAGAGUGACAUCUGCUGGGAGAGACUGGAACUAAAGCAUUCAGGAGCUCCCUCCACAGGCCAGUGGUCCUAUUUUCUUCCCUACUGUGACAACAACCAGGCCUGAGACAGUAAGUUUGAAGUAGAAUUGACUACACAGAGAGGUCUCUCUCACAGUAGGUGGUACUAUACUACAUACAAGGUUUAUCUGCCAGUGAGCAUCAUAAGCUCCUCAGAAAAUGAUCAGUACAAACAUUGCUCAGAACAUCCUACCAUUCCCCGUGGAUUACUGUACUUUACAAAUUAUCUUUAUUUCUUCACUGUUAAAUUAAGUCUUCUCAAUUUUGUUAUCCCCUCCCUUCUGGCCCAAUUUCUGUGAAUAAUGUAACAAAAGAGAAAUACUAUUGUGUCACUCACAUUGCCCAAGUUUAUUUAAUACAGAAUCAUUAAUGAAAUAAUAAAACUAUAAUCGAGAACUACUUGACUGUUUGGUGUAUUUGUUAAAGGAAGUAACUCCACUGAGGAUAUGUGGUAACUUGCAGGUGUAACAUGCCCUUAUUUCAAGAGCUGAUUUGCUAUUUAACUAUCCUGCAGCAUGCUCUCAGUCCCUGGAUAUCUUUCAAUCUGUAGAGCUCCAUCCCCACAAAGCAUAACCAUUAGAGAUGGGCAGGAAAUGGGAUUUCUGUUCAACGGGAAACUCCAGCACUUAGAAACUCAUUUUCAUUUUCAAUUGUUUCAAAAGAUAAACA
Molecule: messenger RNA, 3742 nt
Organism: Chrysemys picta bellii (western painted turtle)
Lineage: Eukaryota; Metazoa; Chordata; Testudines; Emydidae
Gene: FAM180A
Product: family with sequence similarity 180 member A
Source: RefSeq, a predicted model, not a curated record